Messenger RNA from Symbiodinium necroappetens, 1581 nucleotides. The record is from the annotation of a GenBank genome assembly. NCBI's taxonomy places the organism in Eukaryota, Dinophyceae, Suessiales, Symbiodiniaceae.
AUGGAGACGGCACAGGGCACAUGGGAUCUCGGCUCGCUUGGCGAGGUGAAUGUUGACAGCCAAAGCAGCCCAGGGUCAGUGCCUGUUGCAUUGACGAAGUCUCUUUCAGAAGCAGAGACGCUGCAGUCGAUGGAGACGACCUCUCCUGGGUCGGACACGGCUGCAAAGGAGAUCAAAGACGAUGAGUACCCCCCCCAAGAGCUCAAGGACCAAGGUCCAUCGCUCCCCGUUCCCCCUUGGCAAGCCCGCCAUGCGCAUUGGCAGCACUGGCAACUUCAGCAAUGGCACUAUCAACAAAGGAUGGUGCAUCCUCCUCCCCCCCUCCAUUUUCAGCCACCCCACAUCAGCUUGCAGCCUCCGUCCUCAAAUGAGGUGCAAGAGCUAGAGGGCUUGGCUGGCAAGAAGUUUCAUAGCAUUCAGGAGCUGGAGAAUGCCAUGAAACACCGAAGCCGCUCCGCUUCGAUGGAGAAGGAUCCUGUUCUUCCACACAACGGCCAUUCCCCCUCCCACUCACAUGGAUGGUCCAUGGCUGGCGGCCAUGUCGGCCACGUGUCGAACCACAGCCAGCAUCUUCGGAACCCGAAGUCCAAAUUGCCACUACCCCCGCCCCCACCGCCACCGCCGCCACCCUCGCAAGUGCAGGCAGCACCAUUGCAGUCCUCGCAAGCGCAGGCGCAGUCACAAUUUCAAGGCGGAAUGACGAUGCAAACGGGCACGGUGCGGCGACUCUUUCCUGGGAAAGGCUUCGGUUUUGUUGCGCGCGACGACGGUGGACGCGGGGCCAGGCACGGGCGAGGGGACGUCUUCCUGCACUUCUCGGACCUGGAGCCUGGCGUCGGCUCUUCCGAGCUCGCCGUGGGCGCGCGGGUGAAAUUCUACUGGGAGGAGCCGGCGGACGCGCAGCGCGGGCCUGGGGGCCGCGCACGGCGUGUCUCCCUCACCGAGCUUCCGGAGCCUGCGCCGGGCGUGCCGCCGAUGUCUCUUCCUUAUGCCUUCGGUUCACAUCCUGUGAUGGCGGAGGCAGAAGUCACGGCGACCACACCCGUGUCGCGGCUUGCAGGCAUGAGCACCUGGAGCACUGCAUCUUCGCUGGUUCCAGCGCGGCCGCGGCACACAGGACGCGUCUACCGACGAGAGAGCCUUCUGGCCGUGGAGGCGAAGAUGCGCUCGGCCGGCCAUCUGCGAGAGCCGAGGCCAGUCGGCGUUCCCCGCCUUCUUCCGAUGCCGAAGUGGUACUGGGACAACGAAGGCUGCGUGAGCGAGGACGAGACAGACGACGAAGCGCGACUCCGGGCACUGGAGGCGCGGCUGGACCGUGAGAACGGGGCCGACGCGAAGAACUUUGAGACCUUCGGUGAGGCUUGGGCGGUCGAGGCCUGGACCUUCGAGGAUGCUCUGGCCGCAAACCAGAGGAUCGCUGCUCACCAGCGCGCAGGCCUUGCCGGCCCUCUGCCUGCGGCGGGCCCUGCACGGGCGGCGCCGCCUUCGGCGCCGGCUUCGGCGCCGCCCUCGCCGGCCUGCGUCCGGGAGGAAGGCCGGGGCGAAGCAGCAGCGCCGGCUCCUACAAUGAUCUUGCAGUAA